GGCUGGCAACAUUGCCUUCGACUACGACUAGUCUAGAAAUGAAAUUCCCGGCAGGGCGUCAGCCGCCAUCACACUGUUAGUAAUUUUUUGAGCUAUUGGUAGUAUUCCUGAUUGUGGUAUUUUGGCGGCAGAAAAUACAAAAAAUGGAAUCUGAAGAUCAAACACAAGUAAUUGAAGACGACGGUACUGAAACACAAUUCAAAGUAAUUCCAGUGCAGUUUGUGGAAACUUACGAAAACCUAGCGCUUGCUACGUCCUCCAAUGCAACUGUGAACACAACUACUUAUCUUUCUAGAGGAAAAUACUACAAACAGACAUACAGACCCGCAUGGGAAUCUAUGCCGGAUUUCAAAGGAUGGCUUAGAGGAGUCGAGGGGCAACCAACAAGAGCAUAUUGUACUUACUGUCACAAGACCCUGCAUGCUCAUAGGCUCAGUUUAUUGAAACACACCUGUACAAUACGCCAUCAAAGAGCUGCACAACUCCAUGCAAAUAAAAAGAAUAAAAUGUUGGGUACCAGUGGAGAUAAUCAAAAAGAUGGUGAGGCUGACAUAGAAGUGAUGGUGGGGGAAAAAGAUGUUGCUGAAUCAGGUGUGGAAUAUGUUGAGGCAGAAGAGGUAAAUGAAACUGAUUCAGAACAUGAUAAUGUGACAGAGGAAGAUGAGGAUGAUGGAGAGGAUCAACAACGCUACAAACAAACUGCCGGCACCACUCCUGUCAACAAAGAUGUUAAGGAUAAAGAGCCAAUCUCGACAACAGUUAAUGAUUCUACUAGAGGCAAACCUGUCACUGGACUUCAGGUCAGUCUAUAUAAAUUGAUAGAUGGAAGGUGGACUUACAUCAAUGAAGGAGUUACUAAUCAGCUAGGAAAAUUUGGUAACUUUUUAGAGAGAUGUGACUUCUCGCCUGGACGUUAUAAGCUGCAUUAUGAUGUUGAUAGGUACUUUGAAUCAAGAAAACAAAGUACCUUAUACCCAUUCAUAGAGAUCGUGUUUGACAGUGCCAACUAUUUGGAUUCUUACCAUAUCCCUUUACUUUUGGGACCAUAUGGCUACACAACAUAUAAAGGAUAAAGAUUAAGAGUCUAAGUUAGGAUAUGGGUAGUUAUAAAAUGAUAUAUGUAUUGUAAAUAAAUAAUUGCUUUCAACUUCUGUGCUAAACUGUAAUAAAAAAAGUUGUUAUGACUAAGUUUUUGUUGAUAUCUGAACAGUAGGGCAACAUAUAGUCAUGGACAAAAGAUUUUUAUUCCAAUCA
Messenger RNA from Acanthoscelides obtectus, 1254 nucleotides. The record is from the annotation of a GenBank genome assembly. Lineage: Eukaryota; Metazoa; Arthropoda; Insecta; Coleoptera; Chrysomelidae.